Trichomonas vaginalis G3 is the source of this 504-nucleotide messenger RNA. RefSeq names its product galactose-binding domain-like family. The record is from RefSeq and is a predicted model, not a curated record. The coding region runs from base 1 to 504 and encodes 167 amino acids. Lineage: Eukaryota; Parabasalia; Trichomonadida; Trichomonadidae. The transcript has a single exon.
AUGGACAAGAAAUAUAAUUGGUGUUCUAAAUGCAGCAACAUUAAAGAAGAGAAAGCCUGGAUCACUUUUGCAAUUAGAAAUAAGAAAAUAAAUCUUAGAGGAUAUUAUCUGAAAGCUGCAUGUUGUUAUCUACGAUGUUCCUGUGAGUUAAGUGUUAUUGGAACUAGAUGUCCACUUUAUAGCUGGUCUUUACAAGUUUCAAGCGAUAAUAUAACUUUUUCAACUGUGCACCAUGUCGAAAAAGACGAAAAUAUGCUUUCUUGUGCUGAAAGGACCUAUGACUUUCAUAAGAGCUAUCUUACAAAAUUUGUCCGACUUAUUCAGACGGAUGUUUAUCCAGGAGAGCCGUCUACCAUAGGACUUAAUAAAAUUGAAUUAUUUGGUGAUUUGAUAGAUGAUCCAGACUUCGAAAAAGGUAUUAAUUUUCUAUCUGAUUAUAAUGAUGACGAUGAUGUUAGUAUUAUCGGACAUAUAUCAAAGAACCGGAAUAUAACUGUUUAUUAA